Caenorhabditis elegans is the source of this 1620-nucleotide messenger RNA. It is a transcript of the gene Y5H2A.4, whose product is annotated as Activated in Blocked Unfolded protein response. The record is from RefSeq and is marked reviewed. The transcript is spliced from 2 exons. NCBI's taxonomy places the organism in Eukaryota, Metazoa, Nematoda, Chromadorea, Rhabditida, Rhabditidae. The coding region runs from base 1 to 1620 and encodes 539 amino acids.
AUGCGCUUCAUCGCAAUUGCAGCUCUUCUGGCUUCAAGCCUUCUACUUAUCGAGGCAACAUCAAUUCGCGAUAAACGUCAAUCAUGUGGCUGUGCUCCGCGAGUUCAACCAAGCUGCUCAUGUCAACGAACCACUUAUACUACUCAACCACAACAGUACAGUUGUUCCUGUCAGAACACUGCUCCAGUCCAGGCAUCCUGCUCAUGUGCUCAGCCAGUUCAGCAUCAAAGUUACCAAGUGCAAACUUCUCAAUGUGCUCCAGCUUGUCAACAGUCAUGCCAGAUGCAAUGCCAAUCUGCUCCAUUUGUGAAUGAGUGUCAAUCUCAAUGCCAACAAAGUUGUCAGACUUCUUCCUGUUAUGCUCCAGCUGCUCCAGCUCCAGUUCAAUGCAUGCCACAAUGCCAACAACAGUGCACUCAGCAAUGUGUUCAAACUCAACCAAUUCAACAAUGUCAACCACAAUGCCAGCAGCAAUGUGUUCAACAAUGUGCUCCAAGAGUAGCUCCACAAAUCGUCAGUAUGAACUUGGAAGUCCCUGCUCAAUGUCCACAGUGCCAGCAAACCUGCCACCGACAAUGUGUUCAACAACAAUUUCCAGUCCAACAGUGCACCCAGCAAUGCACCCUAGAAUGUCAGCCAACAUGCCAGCAAGCAGUUCCACAAUGUCAGCAACAGUGUGCUCCACAGUGCCAACAGCCAUCAGCUCCACAAUGUCAGCAAUGUCAAUCAGCAUGCCAAUCUCCAGUUGUUGCUCCUCAGAUCAUCACUUUGGAAGUAGUUCCACAAUGUCAGCAACAGUGUGCUCCACAGUGCCAGCAACCAGCUGCUCCACAAUGCCAGCAGUGCCAGACAACCUGCCAACAAUUUGCUCCAGUUUGCCAGCAGCAGUGUGCUCCACAAUGCACCCUUCCAUCCGCACCAGUUUGCCAACAAUGUCAAACUUCGUGCCAACAAUUUGCUCCAGUUUGCCAGGAACAGUGUGCUCCACAGUGCCAGCAACCAGCUGCUCCACAAUGUCAGCAAUGCCAAUCAGCAUGCCAAUCUCCAGUUAUUGCUCCUCAGAUCAUCACUUUGGAAGUAGUUCCAGAAUGUCAGCAACAGUGUGCUCCUCAAUGCCAACAGCCAUCAGCACCACAAUGCCAGCAGUGCCAGAAUACCUGUCAGCAGUUCGCUCCAGUUUGCCAGCAACAGUGUGCUCCACAAUGCACACUUCCAUCCGCACCAGCUUGCCAACAAUGUCAAACUUCGUGCCAACAGACUCAACAGUGCCACCAGCAAUGCAUUCCACAAUGCCAGCAACCAGCUGCUCCACAAUGUCAGCAAUGUCAAUCAGCAUGCCAAUCUCCAGUUGUUGCUCCACAAAUUGUAACUGUCAUCCUAGAAGCUUCAGUGUCUCAAUCUGCUCAAUGUGAACCAGAAUGCCAACAAUCAUGCCAACAGCAAUGUGUUCAACAACAACAACCAAUGAUUCAAUGCGCUCCAGCUUGCACCCAAUCAUGCUCACAAUCCUGCUCUAUUGCUCAACCAGCUCAGAUGCCAUGCAUGACUGAAUCGAUCAACUCCUGCUCUUGCCAGCAGAACUAUUCUCCAUGUGGAAAUGGACAGUGUUGCAAGAGAUAA